This is a messenger RNA of Chaetomium globosum CBS 148.51, 2862 nucleotides long. RefSeq lists its product as uncharacterized. NCBI's taxonomy places the organism in Eukaryota, Fungi, Ascomycota, Sordariomycetes, Sordariales, Chaetomiaceae. The transcript is spliced from 3 exons. Bases 1 to 2862 code for a protein of 953 amino acids. The record is from RefSeq and is a predicted model, not a curated record.
AUGCUGCGCCAUUCCCAAUCGCGAUCAGCUAGCUGGCCUGGGCUUUCUGCUGACAACUUCAUCAUUUCCACGGUGCCCAACCACAACCCACACCCAAGCGCAGCGCUCGACGCCGUCGAGAUGGACCCCUUGACCAUCUUGUCAAUAGCGGCAUCAACCGUCCAGUUUUUAGAUUUUGGCUCUCGUCUGCUCACCGUAGCCUUUGACUCGCGCCAUGUGGGGCCCUCGGCAGCGCGGGUCGAGGUGAACGAGCUAUUCGAAGACUCUCAGGGGUUAACAGCACGCGGCAAGGCGAUCGAAGAAAAGGCCGAACUUUUAAUGGGCUUGAAUCGACCCCUCUCAAUUACGGAAGCCGCACUUCUUAAAGAAUCCCGCCGCUGUGUAGCAGCUAGCCAGGAGAUCUCCGCCGCGCUUGGGACACACGUCCGAGACCAAACGCCGCAGUCAGUCCUGGACGCCAUCAGUGACGCUUUCAAAUUGGUGUGGAAUGAAAAGUCAAUCAAAGACAGCCAGAAGAGGCUCUCUGAUGCCAGAGAGAAACUAAUGUUUGCAAUGGUUUCCGACCUCUGGGAGCGGUCAGCCGCCGGCGAAGUGUCAGCCACCCAAACUACAAAACACCAAGCCCUUAUGCAGCAAUUACAAUCACAGGGUCAACAAGAAAUCCACCCUCCGACAGAAGCCCAUUCAUUAUUCAUCUACCACCAAAAGAAUAGCCGUGUGAACCUGAACCGAACCACAUCUGCGACCGUUGACCUCCACGCCCAGGAUCCCGAGUAUGUGGACGGCCUCCUUAGCAGCCUCUUCUUUGCCGCCUUAGACAGGAGACUCCAGGCAAUUCCGGAAGCGUACAGCAACACCUUUCAGUGGGUGCUACAAGAACCUCGACAAUCCGAGGGUGCCGACCCUCAACCUCUGUGGAGCAGCUUUCCCGCCUGGCUUAGAGAAGACUCUGAGAACAUUUAUUGGAUUACGGGCAAACCCGGCUCCGGCAAGUCGACUUUGAUCAAGCACCUUGUCAGCCAGCCCUCUACCUUCUCACAUCUCGCAGAAUGGGGAGGCCAUAAGAAGGUGCUCACGGUUAUGUUCUACUCGUGGGAUGCCGGGAGCGAACUCCAAAAGUCCCAGGUUGGGUUUCUGCGAACCCUCUUGUACCAAAUCGUUCAACAGGCCCCUGAAAUUGCGCCGCGCCUAUUCCCAGGGCGAUGGGCCAUGCAAAAGAUCUUUGGUUCCGCUUCGUUAGAAUAUCUCCCCCCAUGGACGUGGGAGGAACUUUUCGAAAGCUUCGGUGCCCUUGCGACGCUCCCCGAACGAAACUUCAACCUUGCCAUUUUCGUGGACGGGCUAGAUGAGUUCGCUGGCGACCACUCGCGGCUCAUCGAUCUCAUCAGACAGUUUCACAGUCAGCCCGGGUUCAAGCUCAGGAUGGAAGUCCUCACCGAAACCGAUCUGCGAACCUUCGUCGAGGGCGUGGCGCACGAAAACGUCGCCUUCAUGGAACUCAAAGACGCCUACCCCACCGAAGCCGAAGAGCUGCUCGCCAAAGUCGUAGAACGAGCCUGCGGCGUCUUCCUCUGGGUCGCGCUCGUCAUGAAAGCCGUCCUCAACUCCCUUACCGACGGCACCACCCUCACCCACAUCGAACACCUCGUCGACAGCCUCCCCGAAGACCUCUCCAAGCUCUACGAAAACCUCUGGCGCCGUGUCAAACCCAGCUACCAACGCGCGGGCUCCCGCCUCCUCCUCCUCUUCCGCGCCUACACCAGCACCCCGCAACUCAACCUCCGCACCCACAAAAUCGCCCUCCCCUCCGGCAUGGAGCCCGACCUCCUCUGGCUGGCCGACCGCAACCCGCCCGACAGCCCACGCCGCAUCGUCCAAGUGCUCCGCCGCAAACUCGCCAGCCGCACCAUGGGCCUGCUCGAGCUCACCCCGGCCCAGCACGUCAACUACCUGCACCGCACGACCAAAGAAUGGCUCGACACCUUCUGGCCGGCCAUGGAAGCCCACGCGCACGACUUCGAUCCCCACUUGGGCCUGCUGCGCGCCAUCGCGCGUAUGGCCUCCACCGACCCCGCCGCGCCGCGGAAUCGGCUGGAGGCACAGCCCGGGUCGUGGGAGGCGUACACCAAUGUGUGGGGGUGGAUGCUGGAGGCGUUUUGUCAUGCGGGGAGGGUGGUGCGCGAUCCGCAUGACCGGCUGGUGGAGGCGUUGGAUCGGGUGGAGGAGGCGUUUAGGGGGCUGCGGUUUGUCACGACGACGAUGGUGCCGCAUGUGGCGCAUUGGGCGAAGGGCAGGCGGGGGUCGGCGGAUCAGUUUGGGUUCGUGGGGCUGGCGGCGGAGUUUGGGGUGUUUCGAUAUGUGCAGGCGAAGGUGGAGGAGUCGUUGGAUUAUGCGAGCAUAAAGGGUGGUGAGGAGGAUUUGGUGUCGUGUUUGCUGCUGGGGCCGGGGGCGCGGGGGCUGCCGAAGCGGGAGUAUAAAGCGUUGGGGGAUACGGGGCUGAGGCACCGUUUCGAUUGUAUUUAUAAGUUUGCGUUUGAGCAUAUGGCGUUCAACCACGAGGGGCGGUACCGUGUGGGUAAGGAGCUCCUUGAUGCUUGUUGUGAUAGGAAGGGUAAGCUCCCCGCGGCACUUCGGAUGAGGCUGGCGCCGCUGGCGGACCGGGUUGCGGUGCGGAACGAGCGGGGUUGGCCGAAUAGAGAGUCGGCGCAGGUUCUCGUCAAGGUGGCAAGUGGUGAGGCGGCAUAUGGCCACGCGGUCAUGGAGUUACUGGAGGAUUACGGCAUUGGGGAAAGGAGAGGCGGCGUUAGGCAGUCGUUUAAGGCGUGGCUACAAUGGAAACUGGAGGACUUAGGUGGCGCUUAA